Molecule: messenger RNA, 1826 nt
Organism: Phragmites australis (common reed)
Lineage: Eukaryota; Viridiplantae; Streptophyta; Magnoliopsida; Poales; Poaceae
Exons: 6
Coding region: 216-1433 (405 amino acids)
Biological process (GO): transport
Molecular function (GO): transporter activity
Source: RefSeq, a predicted model, not a curated record
ACACACAGCAAAUUCCUCGCGUUCACUUCGCACGCCACCAUCAUCACGCGGAUGCCUCCUUUCCCCGCCCGCCGCACGCCCCAACAUCCUCGCGAUCCCCACACCAGCAAAUUCCCAACACUGCCACCCCCGCCCGCUCCCCCUUCCUCCUCCUCGCCCGCUUCCCCUCCUCCCGCCUAGGGUAAUAGGGUUCCGCGCUCCAGAGGGGAGGAGGGAUGGAGGGGUGGGCCUCCGCGGCGGCGGCCGCCGCGCUGGGGUCCGCCGCGGCGGCGACGGUGGUGACGCUGCGGCUCGUCCACCGACACCUCCUCCACUACGCCGAGCCCACGCAUCAGCGCUUCAUCGUCCGCAUCAUCCUCAUGGUCCCGGUAUAUGCAGUGAUGUCAUUUCUUUCCCUUGCCUUACCGAAUAACGCAAUCUACUUCAAUUCUAUUCGAGAAAUCUAUGAUGCUUGGGUCAUCUACAAUUUCUUUUCACUUUGCUUGGCGUGGGUGGGAGGUCCUGGUCAUGUGGUGGUAAGUUUGAGUGGCCGAUCUCUGAAACCCUCAUGGUUCCUGAUGACUUGCUGCUUACCAGCUAUUCCUCUAGAUGGGCGUUUUAUACGGAGAUGCAAACAAGGCUGUCUGCAGUUUGUGAUCUUGAAACCAAUACUGGUUGUUAUUACCUUCAUACUUUAUGCAAAAGGAAAAUAUGAAGAUGGAAAUUUCAGUGUCAACCGAUCUUAUCUAUACAUAACUAUCAUCUAUACAAUCUCAUACUCUAUGGCACUGUUUGCUCUUGCACUGUUCUAUGCGGCAUGCAGAGAUCUACUUCAGCAAUAUAACCCUGUCCCAAAAUUCAUCAUGAUCAAAUCAGUUGUGUUUCUCACGUAUUGGCAGGGUGUGCUUGUUUUCCUUGCUGCAAAAUCCGGAUUCAUAAAAAAUGCUGAAAAAGCUGCUUAUCUCCAAAACUUUGUGCUAUGUGUUGAGAUGCUCAUAGCAGCCAUUGGGCACCGAUUUUCCUUCUCCUAUAAGGAGUAUGCUGGUUCCAAUGCCCGUCCUUUUGGUGGUUUCAGAGGAAGCCUUCUUCAUGCUCUGAAAUUCAAUGACUUCUAUCAUGACACUGUUCACCAGUUUGCACCUACAUAUCAUGAAUAUGUGCUCUACAGUAACGAGGGCGAGGAUGAGCCGACAAAAUAUGGCCCUAGCACUAUUGUGCCAACAGGAGAGCACAUAGUAGAGCUGGCAGAAGUCACUGUUGUGAGCUCAAAAGCUCCAGUGAUGUCAAACUUAUCGCUGAAUGAGGAAGAUCAGGCAGAAACAAUGCCCUAUCAAGUCAUGGAAGUCAAAACUGCUUCUUCUGUGGAACUAUACGACCUCUCAAACUUCCUCAACGUAGAGUUGUCUGAUUACCCUGCUGAGGUCCCUGCAAUUCCUGAUGUAAGAGAACAAUGACCUAGUGUGCUGUAUAAUCAGGGUGUAAAUGGGCGGUAGCACUGUUGAACUGAUCGUAGAUUACAUUGUACAUAGAAAUGCUGCAUGUAUUGUUUUUGUUUCAUUUUUCUCCAUUCAGGCAUGUUCAUUCUUUUUGGGUUAAAGGAGAGCUAAACUGAUACAUCAACUGAAGGUGUCAACGGAAUAUGCAAUAUCGAUAGAAGUGGAAGCAACAUAUUUCACAGAUUUGCUAUUGCUGAUGAGGCAGGCGUCUGUUGAACGUGAUUUGUGUACUGAUCUUAUAGAAUGUUCACGUGUAUAUUUUGCUUGAUUGUACUGAAAUAUGGAUCUACUGUAGAUACAUUCAGAGCUCAAAUGGUUCUUUCCUGAGUGGAAUGAUGGGUUCCUUUUUUU